Molecule: messenger RNA, 1816 nt
Organism: Xenopus laevis (African clawed frog)
Lineage: Eukaryota; Metazoa; Chordata; Amphibia; Anura; Pipidae
Exons: 4
Coding region: 532-1284 (250 amino acids)
Source: RefSeq, a predicted model, not a curated record
AUCCUGUGGUUGAGAGGCUGGUACAUUCUAUUGCAUGUGCUCUAUGUGUGCCCAGAAGUGCAACCACCAAUGUGUGCUUUAUUGUUGCCUAUUUAAAAAUUCAAACCUGUCUCUCAGUACCCAAUGCCCAGUACCCACAUUCGAUAUGCCUGUGUACAGCAUAUGAAAAUAUGAGAAUCCGCGUGAAUGUUUUAAGUACUAAAGUGUUUUUGGUUUAAUAGAUAUAAAUCCAAUAAUGUGUCAUGUAUUUAAAAAACAAAUAGUGUUAUUGGUUGCUGCCAGGUAAUUAUUUCAGUUCAUAUAAAAAAAAAUCAUUGCUUUCUUUGAGAAUAACUUCGGUAUCUAUUUGCCGGGAAAGUUUUGCUUCUUGCAUUAGAGGAAGCAGGUGGCUCCCCAGCUCUUUGCGGGGUAACGGCAGUACUGGCAGAGGAAGGGGGAGUAACAAAGACACAAACUUAUUACUGAUGUAGCAGCUGAGGGGAAACAUCUUUCUGCAGUGGACACAGACGCCUCUCAUGUUGUUCUACAAAAAUGACCAAUUUAUCUCAAACCCUGCUGCUGAUAGCAACCCUUUCACAUACAAGCUAUGGGGCGUCUAUCAUCCCAACUGCCAAGCCAUCAAUCUGGAGUGUGAGGAGCAAAGGUCAGACCCAGCUUCUUUGCCUGGUUCCAGAGACAUAUGGAGAUGAGAUAAGCAUCUGGUUUUCAAAUGGCAAUGGCACUGAAUUGGGGACCUAUUAUUCACCAGGAAUCGCUGAUCACCUAUCAAUCAUAGCGAUAACAAAACUCCAUAAAAAUGUGCCCUCAAGUAACAAUGCUGUCAGUUUCUCCUCCGGCACCCACAUUGUUGCUUCUCGAUCCAAAAGGAAUGUGUCCAGUGUGACUGAUUGGUCCAAAAGCAGCUUCAUUGAUCCUCCUGCUCAUGAAGAGCAUCAGAGUCCUCUGCCUCUGCCACCCCAGUAUGAGAACCUUGGAGCCUAUGCCAUUCUAUCUCUUCCCACAGAGGAGCUUAAAGACUGGGGCUCUAUAACAUGUCUUGUUGCAGAUGCUGGCACAAGGAAUGUGUGGCACCAAAAGAGCUUUGAAAUCCAAGGAGAAGUGGAAGGGAAGUCGUGCCAUGAAGAGAGACAUUCUGAGGAACUGGGCAACCAACACAGAUUUACCUGUGUGUCUGUACUGACCUUGCGACUGAUUGUCUGGAAGCUCCUGACUUUUGAUUUACUUAUGACGAGUGUUGCCAUUCUGGAAGAAGGAGGACUGGAGAGGCAGAGAUCCUAUUCUUAGAUGGCUGCAGAUGUUAUGAUUAAGGAUAAACAGACAUGAAUGGAAUUUAUUGUGAAAAUUAAAAACAAAUUCAAACGUAUUUCUAAAAUAAAUGUUAUUGUACAAUCACAUUUCUGAGAAAUGAUCACCAACCUGUGGAGCCCUCAGGUUGUCAUUUAGGCACAGGCACCCAAACUGUGCGUUCACUCCACUUACCCAUCUCAGGGACUAACACACAGGCAUCUAUGGUGUGGGGACAUCCACUAACACUGCUUGUGGAACUCUUAAAACCUGCUUAAAUACCCUUUCAAGGGCCACCAUUUGGUCAAAGGUUCACAUCAGCUUCACAAAAGGGUAGCUAUAAAAAAAAAAGCACUUUUGUAUUAGCCACACUAUUUAGGAAACCCCUUGUCUUAAGGAACCUCUUACACCCCUGUUUUGGAUCAAGGAAUAUUAAAAGGAUUUGUUCUCCUUUAUCAAAGGUCAAAGUGAAAAUUCAAAUUAAAAAAAUGUCGAUUUCAAGCUAAUUUUUGUGUAUUUCGACUAGGAAUAG